Messenger RNA from Malassezia sympodialis ATCC 42132, 1521 nucleotides. RefSeq lists its product as uncharacterized. NCBI's taxonomy places the organism in Eukaryota, Fungi, Basidiomycota, Malasseziomycetes, Malasseziales, Malasseziaceae. The record is from RefSeq and is a predicted model, not a curated record.
AUGUCGACUGUUGCAGCUUCGACCGAACAAGAGCCGACCAAGUUCAAGAUUGAGUAUGUGCCCACCAACCUAGAGAUGCGUACACAUGGAGGACGUGACUUGGACCGGAUUGACCGCGAGUUGGUGCCACGCAUUGCUGCUCGCACGCGGCCACGCGGUGUGCAUGAGCUGGGCAAAGUGGAUGUCUAUGGACUCAUUAUGUCGUUACAGUCGGAGUUGGCGCAUGAAGUGUCGUAUGCACUGAAUACUUUGUUAAUAUUGUCAUCUGGAUUGGAUGCUCCCGCGCAAUUCCAAUUCUUGAUGGCGCCCUGUGAAAACUUGCUGGACGUACUGCUGGACAUGCUGAUGAGCGGAAUGGGGGGCAAUGAAGAAAAUACCACAGCCACGGAUACCCUGUUGCGUAAGGACCUGACUACCUACUGUGAAGCAUUGGAGCUUGUACUACAAGAUGAAGCGGCUCUGCGGCUCUGGCGCCGGCAAACUGGCUCCUCUGUGGCAGAGCAGGCGGCGAAUCGCCGCGUGGCUAUCGUACAAGCAAUAGUCACUAUCCUGCGCAAUGUGGCUGUGAUGCCGGAAAACAGCUCAUUCUUGGCGACGCAUUCACGUUUUGUACAGAGCCUUGCAUGGAUGGCACGCACGAUUCAAGCCGACCAGCGCUGGGGCGGCACUAGCAACCAGCUACAGUGCUUCUCGUUGAAUGAGUUGCUGCACCUACGUAAGGACUUGAUUACGAUCCUACUGGGUAUUUCUGGCGAAUCGCUGGAUCUCAGCGUGCACACACCCGCCACAGUGGCAUCGCUGUUUGAUUUGAUACGGUUCUUUGUGCUAGAUGCGGCGGAAUUUGAGCACCGAGAGGGAGCUCCACCAGCCCUGCUGGAGCGUCUACCGGCACAGGUGCCCCAGUCUCAGGUGCUGCUGUACCAGGUGCCGCACCACGUACAAUUGGCCCUGCAGGCCUUCUCGUGCUUUGCGUUGCCCGAUGCAAAUCGCGAAACCUUGGGGCGCGAGGUGCCAGCUGAUGUGCUGCUGCAAAUCUCCGAGUGCCUGCUGGGUCUUUUGCCCGUGCAAUUGAAUGAUUUUCGACGCUUGGUAAGUUCGACGCGCCUCGAGUAUGCGGAGACUGUCGCCAUGUGCCUUUACAAUGUGGUGUAUCUCGCCUCUCCUUCGAUUAAGACCACAAUUCGCGACACGCCGGGGGCGGUAGGCAUACUAUUCCGAGCUGUGAAGCAGCUCCUGCAAAAUUCACAGGACUAUGCACGCAAUCCGUAUGGUCUCUUGUGCCGACGCCUCACGGAGAUUAUGCGCCUGCUAAGUGACGGCAAGGAUCAGUUUGGCGAGCCAGCCUUGCUCGGCAUGUACUGGCCAUCGGAAGAGACCGCUGAAUUGGGUGAGCGAUCCGGUACGGCUCCAUCGGGACUCCUGGCUGGCCAGGAUGAUACUGUUAUUGACAUGCUGACGCGCACGACGAAUGUCGAUCCUAGCAUGGCCAAUGAGCUGCUAUCUCUCGUGUCUGCGCGUUAA